Messenger RNA from Phytophthora infestans T30-4, 306 nucleotides. RefSeq lists its product as uncharacterized. Bases 1 to 306 code for a protein of 101 amino acids. Lineage: Eukaryota; Oomycota; Peronosporomycetes; Peronosporales; Peronosporaceae. The transcript has 4 exons. The record is from RefSeq and is a predicted model, not a curated record.
AUGUUGUCGGUACCGAUGACAGCAAACAAGUCUUUCUUAAUCAAGUUGAUAUCACCGCUGCUUACCAAAGCCGAGAAUGCUAUGGAAGCAUCUUCAUCAAUGAUUUUUUGUAGAAGCGACUUGUACUUAUCAACAUUGUACUGUCGAAUCUUCACGGAUACACUACCGAUGUACUCAAACAUAUCCGUGAGCAACAGUUUUGGGUCAUCAUCUAUAAAGCAACAUUCCUCCUCCGUUAAGCUAUCAGCUACUGAUACUGACACAGGAAUGUGCUCGUUCGUGAAGACAGUAUUUUCACCGUGUUGA